Chaetura pelagica (chimney swift) is the source of this 933-nucleotide messenger RNA. It is a transcript of the gene CD276, whose product is annotated as CD276 molecule. Bases 1 to 933 code for a protein of 310 amino acids. The transcript has 7 exons. The record is from RefSeq and is a predicted model, not a curated record. NCBI's taxonomy places the organism in Eukaryota, Metazoa, Chordata, Aves, Apodiformes, Apodidae.
AUGCUCUGCCCACUGCUUGUCCUGGGAGCACUGGUGCUCAGCCUGGCAGGUGCCAUGGAGAUCCAGGUCCCUGAGGAGCCCGUGGUGGCCCUUUUUGGCCGAGAUGCCACCUUGCUCUGCUCCUUCUCCCUGGAGGCCAACUUCAGCCUGGACAACCUGACCCUCAUCUGGGAGCUGACAGAUACCAAGCGCUUGGUGCACAAGUUCUCCGGGGGCAGGGACGAGCUGGCAGACCAGGGAGGGGGCUACACCAACCGCACAGCCCUCUUCUACGACCAGCUGGCCCGGGGCAACGUGUCCCUGCUCCUGCGGCGGGUGGAGAUCUCGGAUGAGGGCAGCUUCACCUGCUUCGUGCAGCUCCAGAAGCACAGGAACGCAGCUGUCACGCUGCAGGUGGCAGCUCCCUACUCCAAGCCCAGCAUGAGCCUGGAGCCCAGCAAGGACUUGAAGCCAGGAGAUCUGGCAGCCGUGACUUGCCACGCGUCCCGUGGCUACCCCGAGGCAAGUGUCCUCUGGCAGGACAGCAGGGGCAGCAACAUCACCGAGAACGUCACCACUUCCCAGGUGGCCAACGAGGAAGGUCUCUUUGAUGUGCACAGUGUCCUCCAGGUGCUGGUGGAGCCCAGCAGCACCUACUCCUGCCUGGUGAGGAACCCGGUGCUGCAGCAGGAGACUCAUGCCUCUGUCACCAUCACAGGCCACCACCUGGCCUUCCCUGCCGUGGCUCUCUGGCUGACAGUGGGACUUGCUGCCUGUGUGGUGGCACUACUUGCUGUCCUGGCCUACGUGUGCCAGAAGAAGAUCCGCCAGAGCUGCGAGGAGGAGGAGGACAACGCAGGGACAGAGGAGCAGGAUGAGGAAGGACCCAAGACAGCCCUGCAGCCUCUGAAGAGCACAGAGAGCAGAGAUGAGAAUGAGCAAGAAAUCGAUUGA